Apodemus sylvaticus (European woodmouse) is the source of this 495-nucleotide messenger RNA. RefSeq names its product protein phosphatase 1 regulatory subunit 17 (gene Ppp1r17). The record is from RefSeq and is a predicted model, not a curated record. The coding region runs from base 1 to 480 and encodes 159 amino acids. Gene Ontology annotation, biological process: regulation of phosphatase activity. Lineage: Eukaryota; Metazoa; Chordata; Mammalia; Rodentia; Muridae. Gene Ontology annotation, molecular function: protein phosphatase inhibitor activity. The transcript has 4 exons.
AUGUCCACUGAGAUGAUGACCACUGAGCCCGUUCAACCUCUGGAGCUUUCAGAAGACAUACUAGACCAGCUUGAUCCUCACUGCAGCCCCUCAGAUGACCUUUCAGACCAGUUCAUUAAGGACUGUGACCUCCAAAAGAAGCCAAGAAAGGGGAAGAAUGUACAGGCCACUCUGAAUGUUGAGUCAGAUCAAAAGAAACCCAGAAGGAAAGAUACACCAGCAUUGCAUAUCCCGCCUUUCAUACCAGGUGUGAUUUCAGAAGACUUAAUUAAAAGAUAUGAUGUUCAAGAGAGAAUCCCAAAGAGCAAAACAGGCCCAGCUCUUCAUAACACUGACAUGGAACAGAAAAGGCCAAGGAGAAAAGACACACCUGCCCUGCACGUGCCUCCCUUUGUUGCAGGUUUGACUCUGCUCGGGCAUGAGAGUGCCGGAGUGAUUAUGGAGGAUGAAGAAAUGGAUGGUGACAAGCUAGCUAUUUAAAGACAUCUCCCCUGA